CUCUCUCCUCUCUCUCUCUCUCUUUCUCUCUCGUAUAUACCCUCGCAUCGUCCGCUCAUGCAUUGCUAGACGAACUUCGGCGAUUGACAGGACAAGGUAUGGGGAAGUGGUCGCCAUGGCAACCCGAGGAAACCAAGAAACUCCAUGUCAAGUUCCGCCAUUUGAGGCUCGAAGGUUUCAAUGUGUUCGCGGAGAGAACGGAGGCCGAAAGUGAUGAGGCAGAAGAAGAAGAAGAAGAAAACGAAGAAGGCAAUCCUCCUCGAGCUCAAGUGGCGAGGACCCAAGCAAGGGCUCGUCCAAUUCCCGGGAACAGCGAAGCGCCCGAAGCAUGUCACGACCCAGAGGCUCUUGGGCGAAGAUGCGGCCUUCGAAUGGGACGAGGGGGAGCUGAUCGAGAGCACGUGCAGCUUCGGCAGCUCCUUCGCCGCGUGGGAAGUUUCCUUCAAAGUGUUAUACGGGGAUUGCGCGGCAUCGAAGAACAGGUUGGUGGUUAUUGGGAAAGUUUCGUUGAAUUUGGCAGAAAUGGCUUCGAAGAUGGAGUCCGCAGUUGAGAAGAAGCUUCCCAUCGCUUUACAGGUAGCUGGCGAUACCUGCGAAGCCACUCUUAUGGUGAGCGUCAGCUUCUCGGAAGUCAGAAGUCGUAGCGAAUCGGCGUUGGCACAAGUCGUGCAAAGCCAAAACUCGACGGCCAGGUCCGAAAGAGAAGACGGUUUCUUUAAAAUAGUGAACGCCGUGAUGAAGAGGCAGAAGAAAAGUCAAGAGGCUCGACCCACUAGCCCCGCCUCCGACUCGGCGGACUCCGCCGCCGAGAGCGACGGCCGCGAGCCGAGUCCCGGGACCGAGCCGGGGUCGUCGACGACCACGAGUUCGGAGCCGGUCAAACAGAGUGGGUUCUUCUCGUGGAAGCGACGGCGACUGAGCUUUAAAUCGACAGGAGAGCCGUUGGUUGGCGAGGGGGCCCAUGGGCGUGACGUGGAUCCGGAUGCUGACGUUGACCGCCACGUCAGCAUUGUCCCCUCCGUUGACUCGCCUCCCGCCGGUUCUGAAACGAAUGUUUCUCCAAAGGAGACUCCUCCGGAAAUGGACUGUCAAGAAGAUGACUGCCUUUGGGAGGAGAAAGAACUAGUCAGCAGAGAUGGGCAAACAAAACUCAGAACAAAUGUUUUCUUUGCUUCCUUUGAUCAGAGAAGUGAAAAAGCAUGUGGAGAAAGCGCUUGUUCUGCAGUAGCUGCCGUAAUUGUUAAUUUUCUCCACUCAAACAAAUAUAACCUCCCGACUAGAGCUCAAUUCAAUUCCCUCAUCAAAGAUGGUUCUCUAGAAUGGCAGAGGCUUUGCACCGAUGAGACCUACCUCAUGAGGUUCCCCAAUAAACACUUUGAUCUCGAGACCGUUUUGGAAGCCAGAAUGAAGCCUUUCACAAUCAGUCCUGAUAAGUCAUUCAUCGGGUUUUUCAGCCCGGAGAAAUUCGAGGCUCUGACGGGAGCUAUGUCAUUUGAUGACAUGUGGGUUAAAAUCAUGAUGCAUGAAGCUGAAGAGAGCAGGCAUGGCAUAUACAUAGUGAGCUGGAAUGAUCAUUUCUUUGUUCUGAUGGUGGAAGAUCAUGCCUACUUUGUCAUCGACUCAUUGGGGGAACGGCUCUUUGAAGGUUGUGACCGUGCAUAUAUAUUGAAAUUCGAUGAAACCGCUGCACUGUACAGGAAGGCCGAGAAUGGCGCGAGUCAUGGCUUGGGGACGGAAGAGGGUGAGGAUGAGAGCGAGAAGAAAGAAGAAGAGUGGGAGGAGGUCAUAUGUGCAGGAAGGGAGUGUUGUGGAGAAUACAUGAAGAGGUUUCUUGCAGCUAUACAGGUCCAAGAACUCGAGGAAGACGAGAAAAAGGGGUCCGCCUCUAGUUUUUCUCUCCAUCAAAGACUGCAGGUAGAGUUCCACUAUUGCUGUCGCAAUCCUUCUGAAUUGCCGACAGCUGAGGCUGCAGCUGCAUUGCCUUCUGCCGAUGCAUUCUAGAUUUGUUGCUUUUGUCGGGUUGAAGGAUCUGUUUCUUUGAGUGGCUAGCAAGUUGUAUUUUUGAGGGGGUAUGGCUUUUUGUAUUCAGCUCCUUGAGAUGUGUAAGUAUGUAGUUCAGUGAGGAGUAAGAGCAGAAGAGCAUGUUGUAAAUUAUUCCUCGCUCAAAUCUUCUGGAUCUCAAAGCGGUUCUAGUGCAAGAAAUUUUGUCUUUGUUUCCUUCCUU
Rhodamnia argentea is the source of this 2224-nucleotide messenger RNA. RefSeq lists its product as uncharacterized. NCBI's taxonomy places the organism in Eukaryota, Viridiplantae, Streptophyta, Magnoliopsida, Myrtales, Myrtaceae. The transcript has 4 exons. The record is from RefSeq and is a predicted model, not a curated record. The coding region runs from base 181 to 2001 and encodes 606 amino acids.